This is a messenger RNA of Anastrepha obliqua, 3417 nucleotides long. RefSeq lists its product as uncharacterized. Gene Ontology annotation, biological process: DNA integration. The record is from RefSeq and is a predicted model, not a curated record. Gene Ontology annotation, molecular function: nucleic acid binding. The coding region runs from base 1 to 3417 and encodes 1138 amino acids. The transcript has a single exon. NCBI's taxonomy places the organism in Eukaryota, Metazoa, Arthropoda, Insecta, Diptera, Tephritidae.
AUGAACUCCGAUCCAUCAUUGCCAUCAUGCUUAUUCGUUAACUGCCACACUGAUCAAUCUCUUCAUAAUAUGGUUGCUGAAUACUUCGAGACGGAAAGCUUUGGGGUUCGAGCUGCGCCUAUCAUGGAGAGUGAAGCUGACGUCCGUGCUCGGGAAAUCUUGAAGUCUACUACAUGCCGUGUUGAAGGAAGGUACCAGACUGGUCUGCUCUGGAAACGUUCCGACAUACAGCUACCUGACAGCUAUUCUAUGGCUUUGAAAAGAUUAGCGGGUGUUGAAGCAAAAAUGAGGCGCGAUACAGUCUUUGCCGCUGAAUAUAACCGAAUCAUAAGUUCCUACGUCAUGAAGGACUACGCACGAAAGCUGUCGCCAGAAGAAGCUGCUUUAACUUGCAACAGAACAUGGUACUUGCCUCAUUUUGCCGUGAAUAAUCCAAAUAAGCCAGGCAAGUUACGCAUGGUGUUCGACGCAGCUGCUGAAGUGGACGGUGUGUCCCUUAAUUCACAGCUUAUGAAGGGUCCGCAAGAGUAUCGGUCCUUGCCUGCUAUACUAUUCCACUUUCGGGAAGGAGCAACGGGCGUGUGUGGGGACAUCAAAGAGAUGUUUCACCAGGUGCUGGUUCAACGUGACGACAGAUGUGCGCAACGAUUUCUUUGGCGUCAAGGUGAUAGUACCAGACAGCCCGAGGUAUAUGAGAUGCGCGUAAUGACCUUUGGAGCAGCAUGUUCGCCUUGCGCCGCCAAUUAUGUGAAGACGAUCAAUGCGUUGGAGUAUGGCAACAAAGUCAAGGGUGCUACCCGAGCCGUGAAAUCGAUACUGGACUACCAUUAUGUCGAUGACUACGUCGAUAGCUUUGACACAGAGGAAGAAGCAGCUGACAUAACGAAACAAGUUCGAGCAAUACAUAAGAUGGCCGGUUUCGAUCUUUGCAAUUUCGCGUCAAACUCAUUAAGAGUGACAGAAGCACUUAGUGGUGGCGGGAAUAUCCGUCAAAUAGCAAAUAAAGAAGGAGUACUGGUGGACAGAGUCCUCGGUUUGUUUUGGCAGGCAUCAACCGACACCUUUGGGUUUAAACUGAGAUUCAACAACGUAGAUUCCAACGUUUUGGACGGAGGGCGCCGUCCGACGAAGCGAGAACUUCUCAGUGUGGUCAUGUCGAUCUUCGACCCACUGGGCUUUCUUAGCAACUUUGUAGUGAGCGCUAAGAUCCUCAUGCGGGAAGUGUGGAAGAAUGACAUCCGGUGGGACGAGCCACUGCCAAGCAACGUAAACACCGCAUGGGAAGGAUGGCGUAAACAACUGCCAAUGGUCGCCGAAUAUACCGUCCCUCGAUACUAUUAUCGAAAUGGGAAACCUAAAGUUUUGCAGCUCCAUGUUUUCGUCGACGCCAGCGAGGAUGCCUUUGCCGCGGUAGCCUACUGGAGGUCAACUAAUGCCGCCGGUGAGGUUGAAGUCGCAUUUAUAUCUGCCAAAACUAAAUGCGCGCCGAUGAAGUCAUUGACGGUCCCUCGAUUGGAGCUUCAGGCAGCUGUAUUGGGUACGCGUUUGAUGAAUUGCCUACGAGAGGAGCACUCCUUGCACAUCGAUGACUGCGUCAUUUGGAGUGACUCCAAAACAGUGAUCCAGUGGCUUCGCAGUGAACAUCGGCGCUAUAAGCCAUUUGUACAGCAUCGGAUCGCUGAAAUAUUAGCCACAACUACUACUGCAAAUUGGAGAUGGCUACCUACCGAGCACAAUGUCGCUGACGAGGCUACUCGAGCUAAUAACUUUGUCGACUUUAGCUCAUCCGCCCGUUGGUCCUGCGGACCACCAUUUUUGUUACGAGAAGAGCAGUAUUGGCCGACAGAGAGCUCUACAUGCAAUCAUCAUGAGGAAGCUGACAAGGAACUACGUCCUAAAUUCGCCCUUGCAAUCGUAAGCUGUACAUUUCUAGACUACAACCGAUUCUCUACAUUCAGUAAACUGGUGAGAACGACAGCAUGGGUCCUGCGAUUCAUUGACGUUUGCCGCCGCCGUAAACCGCCAGACCGAGGCUAUGGGUUGACUGCCAAAGAAGUUGAGACUGCAAAGCUUUGUUUGUGCCGCCUCGUUCAACGCGGUGAAUACGCCGAAGAAUUUCAACACAUCGAAAGCGGUCGCAACCUGCCACGCACCAGUUCGCUCAUUCAACUUUCGCCGUAUAUAGACGAAGAUGGUGUUCUUCGUGUACGAGGGCGCAUAGAAGCUGCCAGCUGGCUCCCAAUAAGCGCGAGACGCCCUAUCAUACUACCGCCAAAGCAUUGUUUCUCAAAUCUGGUCGCCAUGCACUACCACGUCAAAAUGCAUCAUCAAAAUCUAGAAGCCACUAUUUGUGAGAUACGUCGCCUUUAUUGGAUACCACGUCUCAGGAGUUUGCUGCGCAGUAUAGUCGCCAAUUGCGCCAUUUGCCGCUUAAGAAAAAUCCAUGCCGUAUCGCCACUGAUGGGCCCUCUUCCGAUUGAUAGAUUAACUCCUUAUGUCAGGCCAUUCAGCUAUACGGGCCUCGAUUACUUUGGACCGAUAACAGUAACUGUUCGCCGCGCCAACGAAAAAAGAUGGGUGGCGUUAUUUACGUGCCUGACAGUCAGGGCUGUGCAUCUGGAGUUGGCUCAUGACCUCAGCACUGACUCAUGUAUAAUCGUAUUGCGCAACUUUAUAAAUCGUCGCGGCGUUCCCGUACGUGUGAGGUCCGAUAAUGGGAAGAACUUCGUCGGUGCUGACAUGGAAGCAAAGCGCUUCAGCGAAGUCUUCGAUUGCAAUCGCCUGCAGGGUGAGCUGUCGCAAAGGGGUGUAGAGUGGAUCUUUAACUCGCCUUUCAACCCGGCAGAGGGGGGCGCUUGGGAACGAUUGGUGCAGUGCGUCAAGAGAGUACUACGAUGCACUUUGAAGGAAACGUCGCCACGGGAGCACACGCUCAACUGCUUCCUAAUCGAGGCGGAAAAUAUUGUGAAUUCUCGGCCGUUGACGCACUUGCCCAUCUAUGUCAACCAGGAGCAGCCGCUGACUCCAAAUGACUUCCUUCUCGGUGAAGCCAACACACCGCGAACUCCGAUUGCCAGCGAAGUUCUGGAAACCAAAUGCUUUCUUCGACAACAGUGGCGUCUUGCUCGACAACUAAGGGACCAUUUUUGGAAACGAUGGAUAGCGGAAUACCUUCCGACAUUGACACGCCGGGUUAAGUGGUGCCAACGAACAAAACCUCUGCAGAUAGAUGACCUCGUCUUCAUAUGCGACCCCAAUAUAUCUCGUCGGGACUGGGGUCGAGGCAAGGUGGAACGCUUGUAUGCAGGAGCGGAUGGUGAGGUCAGACGAGCUGACGUACGCACUUCGAGUGGAUUAAAGCGCCGUGCCGUCUCCAAAUUGGCAGUUCUGGACGUUGAUUAUGGUGAAUCGGGUUGA